Messenger RNA from Colletes gigas, 2982 nucleotides. Its product is annotated as SET and MYND domain-containing protein 4-like. Gene Ontology annotation, molecular function: protein binding. The record is from RefSeq and is a predicted model, not a curated record. Lineage: Eukaryota; Metazoa; Arthropoda; Insecta; Hymenoptera; Colletidae. Bases 910 to 2940 code for a protein of 676 amino acids. The transcript is spliced from 7 exons.
UUCGCGUCAUUAUUUUAAGGUAAUUCAGUUUUUAAAUAUGUUAAGCAAAAAUCAUGUUAUCCAGUGUUGUACAAAGGUUUUCGUAAUUUUCUUAUCGUGUUAUAGCAAAACCUUGUUAUAGGAUGCCGGGUGGUAGGAGGACUACCUGUAUCUAAAUUUUAGAACAUUUAGAAAACAGUAGGAGGGUAAAUAUAUUUCCAUAAUAACAGCAUUAACCUUUCAUGGAACGUUUCACAGAAAGAAAAUCCCCUAAAAUUAAUUAGCUGCAGUCCCUAGCACAUCCAGAUUGACCAGUCGGUACUAUAAACCAGAAAUGGCUAACAAAUCAUUAAAUAGUAUCACCUAGUAUUAAAGACACGAGUUUGAAUGCGUUAAAUGUCAAGAUUUUACUAAAUUGCGACACAUUGUUAAGAAAAAAAAAACUCAAUGAGUUUUAUUGCAUCAUGUAUACAGAAGUUGGCUACCUCUGCUACAGCUAAUCAACCGCCAUUUUUUAUUUCCGUUUCAAUUGCAAUUUACCCAGUACUAAUCCGUCACAAUUACUCUAUCGCAAUUACAUAUGCUUCUGUCCUGGUUCCUUGUCGUGUAUCGCGCGGCUCUACGUUUCCCGACGACGAGAAUAGCGCGAACGGAAAUAGACGAACAUAGCUUCUGGGAGCGUGGAUGAUGCCAGUAGCUUCGGGUGUCGUCGACCGGCAACUUUCUCAAACACAGAAAUCUCGGUUCGAUAAAAAGAAUAAACAUUUAGAAACUCUUCCGUUGUCCCCAAACGCGAGCUGUAAACAAACGAUAAACUUGUAAAUAAUUACACAAAUGGCAACAAAGGAAGGAUAAAAGCGUGUAAAAUAAAACGAACAUCAGGUCGUAGCGUAUAAAUUUGAUCGUAGGAUUAUAAAAGCUCGCCUAAAAAUGUUGGACGAAUCGAACGAGGAAGCCAACAAUUACUUCAGUUCGAAUCUGUUGGAGUUGCAAAACGCCAUCAGUCCACAGGAUUCGAAAAGAUUCUCGUCCCUGAACAGCAACUCGGAGAGAAUCGAUUUCGUUCUUAGCUAUCCGGAGGCCCAUAGGCUUCCCUUGGAGAUAGACAAUCAGACGCAGAAGAACAGCGAGAAAGCUAUUGGACUCAAGGACUUGGGUAACAAAUAUUUUGGCCACGGCGAGUUCCACAAGGCCUUGGAAAUGUACUCGAACGCUGUCAUGCUGGCACCUCAGGAAGAGUUGGGUAUCAUACUGGCGAAUCGUUCCGCGACGCUUUAUUACCUGGAACGUUACAAUUACGCUCUGAUAGACGCGGAGGAAACUGUACGGGUCGGCUAUCCGAAGGAAUUGUUGUACAAAAUCGAGGAAAGGCGCGCAAAGUGUUUGCUAGGCUUGAAACGGCACGCGGAGGCCGUGCAAGCGUUCAGAAGCGCUUUGACCGCCCUGGACCAUACGAGAUUGACGUUAGAAAAGAAACAGAAGCUCGAGUCCGACAUUAGAAUGAUGCUCGCGGUGAUGGAAAAGGGCGAUCAAAUGGCGCGGAAAGCGAACAAAAUGCCGCCUCUCGAGACGCAAAAGGGUGGCGUACCGAAGAGACCGACUCCUAAAAUGGAGAACUGUAAUCCUUUGUAUCCUGCGUGUAGCAAAGCGGUGGAAAUUAAAGAUGACGGCGGUGACGUUGGAAGACACGCAGUUGCUACCAAAAACAUCGAGCCCGGUGAAAUACUGGUGAUAGAGAAACCACAUUGUGCGUUAUUGUUGGCCGAAUAUAGACUCACGCAUUGUCACUUUUGCUUUUUGAGAAUAUUCGUACCGACGCCAGCCGCUUGCAAGAUGUGCAGCUGGGUGGCUUACUGCGGUAUCCGGUGCAGAGACAUGGACGCAGAAGUGCAUCGAACCGAAUGCAUGCUGCUGCCCGCAUUGUGGCGUUCAAACAUAUCCAUAACGUGUUUCUUAGCCCUCAGGUCGGUUACGCAGCGAUCGUUCGAUGAAUUGUUCAAAAUGAAAGACAGACUGGCAACUUCGAAGGGUAGAUUCGAAGUAACGCCACAGCGACCCCAUCAGAGCGACGACUUUGAAGCCUACUAUGGACUAAUAACGCACGAAGACGAAAGAACGACAGAAGAUCUAAUCCACAGAACCUACAUAGCCAGUUGGUUAUUGAGACUCUUAAAAAAAGGCUCGUAUUUCCCUCGGGGUGUUAAAACCGAAGACACGGCUGAAACAAAACUCUCCGAAGGUGAAUUAUUUAUAGGAGGUUUAAUUUUACAAAGCUUGAUGUUGCUGCAAUUCAAUACUCACGAGAUAUCAGAGUUGGCAAUACCAAGAGGCAAAAAAACCUUGGCAAAUGCGAAAAGCAUUUUUAUAGGUGGUGGAUUGUAUUCAACGGUAUCGCUAUUUAAUCAUUCGUGCAGUCCUGGUAUCAUCAGAUAUUUUGUCGGUACUACUAUGGUUGUACGAGCUGUUCGUUCGAUCGCGAAGGGCGAAGAAAUCUCUGAAAAUUACGGUCCAAUUUUUACGAUGUCUCCUGAAACUGAACGUAAGAGAACACUGAGACUGCGGUACUGGUUUGACUGCAAAUGCGAGGCAUGUACGGCGCAUUGGCCUCUUUUGGAAGAUAUCGAUCCGACGAUUCUCAGAUUUAAAUGCGAGACUGGAACAGAAUGCAAGAAUAUUUUACCUGUAAGAACGGACACGAAUGAGUUCAUGAUUAAGUGUUCCAAAUGUGGCAACAAUACGAACAUCCUAAAAGGUUUGAAAGCCUUACAAGACACGGACGCGCUUUACAAAAUUGCCGCGCGAAACUUGGAAGAAGACAAAAACGUGGAAGCGUUGAAAUACUAUUUGGAAAUACUGAGGCUUUUGGACGAAACCCUCGCUCUGCCUAUAAGAGAUUAUCACCUUUGUCAGCAAGGUGUUCGGUUAUGUAUGCUCACUUUAGGCAAUGUCGCGUACGUUUAAAAAAUUCACUGUGUCAAACGAAUUGGGAGAGGUCCGUUUGAU